Molecule: messenger RNA, 1721 nt
Organism: Seminavis robusta
Lineage: Eukaryota; Bacillariophyta; Bacillariophyceae; Naviculales; Naviculaceae
Source: the annotation of a GenBank genome assembly
UACCGCCACCGGUCCGUACCACCGAUACCCCUCCAAUGACGGCACGCUUCACCCCAUACAGUAGUCCACUACAAACUCAUGAUGCCGGUAUCCAUCAUAAUACUCAGAUAGCAGAUAGACUUGGUCAUGAAGGAGAUGAAAGAGCUUUUGCAAGGGCCGCCUGAUGUCAAGGCGGAGAGAGUUUGCUGGGGCUGCCAAAAAGCUGAGCUGCCUGGCAAGAAAUUCCAGCAGUGUCCUCAAUGCCAUCAAGAAGGCUUUAUUCCAGCAGUCUUCUGCUCUCAGAAGUGCUUCAAGAAGGCUUGGCCAAGACACAAAAAAUGGCAUAACGAGGAAGCUACGCAACAGAAAAAUGAUGUUGCACUUGAACAUAGUCUAAUCAAUCCUGACAUUGUGAGAACUUGGGGAUCGGAAUAUAACGAUCUUUGUAUGUCAGCAGAAAGGAAGACAUCUGAUGGAGAGAUUGCCGGUGCCAAAAAGAUACUUCGCAAAGCUCAAAAGCUGGAGCCACGAAGACCAGAAGCUUUUGAUAGACUUGCUGAAUAUUUCUUUGCAUCCGGACAAGAGGAAGAAGCCUGGUCUUGCUUGGAGGAAGCAUGCAAACGCUGGGCAUUUGUUGCUCUGACUGGGCAUCUCGCUCAAGAACUGAAUCAGUCUGGUUCUUAUGCUAUUGACUUUUGGGCUAAUUGCAUCGGAAAUCUUACUGCUCAAUACAUUCAAAAAAGCGACAACCAGCAGAAAAAACCAAAUUGGUGGCGCCAUGAUGCCAUGCUCAAGCGAGUCACAAAGGUGGCGCUCAAUACAUACACGAAAAGGGACAGGGCUGAGAUCGGUGAGAGCAUUUUCCAGUUGACGAAUGGAGCUGAGCACGGCGAGAGAAUUUUCCAGUUGUCCCGCAUGCAUGCAUACGCUUUGUCAGGCCAAAUCACUCAAGGAAUCCUUAACAGCAAGCUUGCGUUUCAUGGAACAUCUCAAGAGUUGAAGGAAGCAUCUGCUCUAUUCAAGUAUGUAUCAGAAAAGGAUGAAGCCAAUGCUGUUUUAUUCCAAAAGUAUUCUGCCGUAGCAAUGGUUGGUGCCACAGCAAUGGAGCAUGCAGAGGAGGGCAGAGAAGGUUGCACUGAUGUGGAGAGGGGCGAAGCUGGUUUGUGGGUUUUGAUCCAUGGUCUUGUAAGUCCUUCUGGUUUGACAGUGAAUGGCAAAUUUGGCACUGUCUGCUUGGAUGGGUUGGAAGCGAGCCGAGUUGCAGUGAAGGUGGAUGGAAUCAGCGCACCUAAACGGCUCAAACCCAAGAAUCUACUGGAACUUCCGUUUUCAGAGAAGACAGUGGCCCUUAUUUCAACUUUGAUGGAAGAUGACCAGUUUAAGUACGUGAGAGUUUCCAGAGAACUGGAAUUUGCUCACGUCUCGGUGGAACGGAUGUGAAACUGGGUGCCUCCCUUGCGUCACGUUCUGCUCCCAGCACUUGCUCGUAGCCCAUCGAUCGUUGCAUUGGCUUGGGUUGGCUAGGAAAUCAGUUUAUGGACAAUUGGCUGCCGCCACCAAUAGGCGGAGCAAACAGCUGGAGGUUGAUUAAUUAAAAUGGAAAUAAUUGUGGCUACAUACCAUGCCUUCGUAGCAGGGACUACUUCUGGUUGCUUUCCUUGAACAUGUGGGCUUGGAUUAUAUCUUCAUGGAUUUAUGUUACAACUGUUACAAAAUAAUGCUACAAGCGCCGGCGGCUGCAA